AUGACAAUAACCGAAACACCAAAAUCCACCACCCCAACAGCCACCACCAUCACAACCGUGACCAUCACGCCACCUGUUAAACCGGUGGUUCGAAGAUUCGUUGGAGUCAGACAACGGCCAUCGGGAAGAUGGGUGGCUGAAAUUAAGGAUUCAUCUCAACGUGUUAGGUUAUGGCUAGGGACUUAUGAUACACCAGAAGAGGCAGCUCGAGCCUAUGAUGAAGCGGCUCGAGCCCUACGCGGAGAAAACGCACGAACCAACUUUGCGCUUCCUCCGGCUAGCCCUAACGUCAGUUCCGGUUCACCCCUAAGCGAACCAGAUGUGAAGCAAUAUGGGCUUAGCUUUUCUUCAUUGAAGGCAAAGAUGAGCAAGAAUUUACAAAGCAUCAUGGCAAGAUCAAAAGACAAUAAGUCAACGAAAAGUAGAGUGAGUGAUCACUUCACUUUUGCUAGUAUUUUCCACUUCAAGAGCAAGAAUUCUUCAAUGGACAUGAAGAACAUUGAGAAAGUUGUGUUGCCAAGUAUUGUUGUGCCUCCUGUGGUUGAUGAGACCACUUGUAAUUGGGAGAGCUCAAGUGUGGUGUCAACUGAUAGUAGUGACUGUCUAGGGUUCUUGCAGCCGGGGUUCGAUUCGGACGGGUCGGAUAUGGAUCAAAUGAUGGGUUGGAUGAGCAGCCCGGAUGUUAUGAGUGGUUGUGAAGGUGGUGAUCCGGGUUCAAGGAGCAAGAGGUUUAAGGUGUCUUCUUCUAUUUUGGUGCAUCCAACGUUUAGUGUGCCUCCUAAUAAUUAUGAUGGUGGUCAUCAAAACUAA
This is a messenger RNA of Tripterygium wilfordii, 810 nucleotides long. Its product is annotated as dehydration-responsive element-binding protein 2C-like. Bases 1 to 810 code for a protein of 269 amino acids. Gene Ontology annotation, biological process: regulation of DNA-templated transcription. The transcript has a single exon. The record is from RefSeq and is a predicted model, not a curated record. NCBI's taxonomy places the organism in Eukaryota, Viridiplantae, Streptophyta, Magnoliopsida, Celastrales, Celastraceae. Gene Ontology annotation, molecular function: DNA-binding transcription factor activity; DNA binding.